Molecule: messenger RNA, 3627 nt
Organism: Schistocerca gregaria
Lineage: Eukaryota; Metazoa; Arthropoda; Insecta; Orthoptera; Acrididae
Exons: 2
Coding region: 1-3549 (1182 amino acids)
Biological process (GO): early endosome to late endosome transport
Cellular component (GO): plasma membrane; tubular endosome; transport vesicle
Molecular function (GO): guanyl-nucleotide exchange factor activity; SNARE binding
Source: RefSeq, a predicted model, not a curated record
AUGUCAUAUAGCUACUAUGACUGCUAUUAUGAUUCUUGUGGUUCCUAUGCCCCGCGCAAUAUCUGUGGCUCCAACCGUACAUGCAAUCUCUAUAGCUUCAACAGCUUCAAUGGUUCCAAUAAUUCAAGCGGUCCUGGCGGCUUCGAUGCGCGCGUCGAGCCGUUGCCUGCCGUGAAGGCGAAGGGUGAAGGGACAUAUGGGUUGGGGGGCACGGUGGAUGUCUUGUUUGAAUCGGUACAGCCGAAGGGCGAAAUUCGUACCGAGCGAAGUACUUCUUGCAUGGAUUGGAAUUCCUCUCUGACGCAUUGGCGUGGACUGACCGAGGAAUUUGGGGGAGACAGGAGCGGUGAAUCUAGAGUAGAGGAGUCUCGAGGGUGGAGGGAGACGGACUAUAGCGCAGCGCCUGGAAUAACUAAAUUUAGGCAGUCACAAAUUGUAUUGAGAGAACCAGUUCAAAGUUUCAGGCCCAUUGAUGGUGGAAGCUCGAUCGAAGAAAAGGAUCCAAAUUUGUACCGAGGUAGAGGCACGAGCGCAAGAUUUGACGGUGGGUCUCUAUGGAUGGGUGUGGCAGAUUCGUUGGCAAGUAGACCGCAGAACGUGGGUAGAGGGGUUUAUUCAGGAGGUCACCAAUUUGGCGAUUCAGUGCCGAGCCAAUCUUCGAUUGGGAGUAAGGGGACUAUGGUCGAGAAGUGGGCGGCCGGCCGAGAUGAGAGGCUUUCGGCCGGAUCAGACGUUCCGGAUGUUUGCUCGUCGUCGGCGCGUUAUUCCACGGGCUCGAUCAUUCGACCGACGGCUCGGUUACCGCCGAUUUUGAAGCCUGGGUACUUUUCUGCCGGGCAUACAGAACCAAUAGAGCCGAUAGGACCGGUAAAGCCGGUAAAGCCGGUAAAGCCGAUAGAGCCGAUAGAGCCGAUAGAGCCGGUAAAGCCGAUAGGGCCUGUAGAACCGACAGAGCCAAUGGAAACAAUAGAAUUGGCGGAACCGACGGAAUCGACGGAAUCGACGGAACCGAUGGUCCAGCAGACGGCUCGUCCGUCGUCGCUGCUGAGUCAUUUCCCCGUCAAAGCGGCCGGUCAUGUGCGUUCAGAUUCGCCGCUUCCUGAUAACGCUUUUGGCUUAAAGCAGAACGAGCAGCCGGACGGGGGCGAGGGCGACGGGGCCUUGCGGUCGUUUUUGUUACCUUCCCUUUCGAGGCGCUAUGCAUUCUCUUUUUGCGGCGGCUCGCCGAAGCGUUCUUUUCAGUCGUCAAGCGACUCAGCGUCGUCUCGCGCGCCUUCUGCUCUGAAUGACUCGGGGGCGUUGGAAUUUUGUCAGUUGAACAGUCUGUCUCGCUUUUCUCGGUUCGCGGCGACCAGCACUUCUUCUCACUCCUCUCUCUGCCCUAUAGCGGAGAAAUCGCCGGAUGUGGUCUAUAAGCCUGAUUCGAAGAAUUUUCAGGGGUUCUCGGGUCAGAACAACGCAUCCAGCCUCACUGGCCAAAUUGACCAGCUGAUCUCCCUCCUUCGGAAGUCCAACGAGGUUGAGACCGCGGGUCAUUGCGACGAAGAGUCCUUCGGAGAGACGACCUGCUCGCUCGCAGAGGACCUGUUUGAGAGGAACUCACCAGACGAUGACCGCGCGUCUCUCGACGGCAUCUUAAACAACAUCUUCGAGAACUGCAACGACAUCAUCACAACCAACCGCCUCAUGAGCGACCGCACCAUGGUGCUAUUGAGGGCGUACAAGCAGGUGGUGGAUGAGUGCUAUGAGGAACACUGCGAUCUGAUGGAGGAAAGCUUGUCGGAUCGCGCCUCACUAGAAGCGGACUCUAAAGCGCCCGAGAAGAAGGAACGAGUGCUCUGCAACGAGGUGGACGUGAACACCAUUCUUAGCCUCUACCUCAAUUCAGAAUUCCACGAAAAGAACGAUGCCUCUUGUGUUGAGCAGCCAGCAAAGAGUAGCGAGGAAGGCAAAUUAGAUCCGGCGAGCAAUGAGCCGCGAGAGCUGGAAAAACCCCCGAAAUGCGUCUCUCCAAAUCAACAAGAUGUCGCGUUGAAUCUGGUGAAGCCUAAUCACCGAGUAUCGUGGAAUUGCGGCCGCCUUCCCACGCUCCCCAGUCAACCCUCUCGCACUCAAACCGACGUGUCCUUCAGCGCGAAACCCCCCUCUACCAGCUUCCACAAAAAAACCGAAACAGCGACCGACCCGCGGUGUCUUCGCCACUCCUCGUCUGAGGCGUUUCGCCCUCCUCACCGCAGCGAAGAAAACGUGGUCAAGCGGUGGAUUCGCCACUUCAAGUCUGCCGUCUUCGGAAAAUUCAAGUACUCACCCGACGUCUUCGUCCUGUCCUCUCCCAGUGACUACUACCCGGACCCAAACAACAAGUGGACGCAAAUGACCCUGGUUCUCGACAGGAACUUCCUCCGCGUCAUCUCCAUGCACCCAGACAACGUGGAACAACUUGUGUACGAACAUCUGUACAUGCUCUACUGCUUCAUCUGCAAGCUCAAACAGCAGCCGCCCCCGCGCACCGCCUACCCCCAGUUCCAAUCGUCCGGGUCGGGCAUGUCCAAGCUGGGGUACAAGCAAGACGCGCAGGCGCUGGGCAACGAGGUUUACCACCCCCUCGGAGAGAGGCUCUACUCGUUCUUUGCGAACUGGAGCGAGCCGUUGGGCUCGGCCGAUGAGGUGAAGCCCGCGAUGCUGUCGCGGGCGUCGGAAUUGUUCAAGGACGAGGCCGAGAGCUUCUCGAGGUCCCUGCUGACCUACUACGCAACAAUGCUGCCCUCGAUGUCGCCGAGGGUGUCUAAGGGGCUGCAUCUGGACUCGGAGAAGUUCUUCAACUCGGUGAAGUGGGCGGUGGAAGAGGUGUUUUGGAUGGCGCUGUACGAACGCUUCUUCGAGCUGGUGAAGCGCGUCUACAUAUUGGAAGACAUGGUGUACGAGCAGAUGUUAGACAAGUGCGCGUCAAUAGGUCUGCAAGAAUUGGGCGUGUCGAAGGCGCUCUGGCUAGAAGAUAAGAAACCGACGAACCAGAACACUGCAACGGACACCCCCGCGGAUGCGGCAACCAACGCCGCGGCCGUCACUGCAGCGGUUGGCAAAAUUUUGUCCGCAGGAAUCGAAAAUCACAGAAAAAAGUGCAAAAGCGUCUCCUUGAUCGGCGGUGACGAGUGCCUUCCUUGUCCUUCCUGUGCGCCUCAAGUUUUGGCCAAAGACCAAUCCAAGUCCAUCCCGUAUUCAGAACCCAUCUAUCAGCUCUGCCGCCUUCCUAGCCUCUUCACCCCUCUGUCCAAGCUCGCUUGCCUCGUCGAAUGCUUCAACCUCAUUCACCGCUCCGUCUCCAACUACUACGCUUCCUCCAAGACCACCUGCCCCACCCUCACCAGUGACGAUGUCAUCCCUAUCUUCCUCUUCGUCCUCAUUCACAGCUGUGUCCCCCACUUCCACUCCGAGUGCGCUUUUAUGGAGCUCUUCAUCACUGAGGCACAGGCCAGGGGGCAGGAGGGAUACUCCCUCGCCACCGCGCAGGCUGCCUUGUCCCUUCUGGACAAUCUCCGCAACAACUAGGCCCCCAACGCCACGAAAAACUGUACAAAAUCCGUUAAAAUGAGAGAGAGAAAAAAAGAAAAAAAAAAAAAAACAAAA